UUCGUGUCAAGAGUUCACGAAAAACAGGUUUUUUGAGCGAAAAACUCCCAAAAACUGAAAUGUCUUCCGAUUUGAGCGCUUUUUUGUCCGACAAAUGCGUGUUAAUUACCGGCGGAACGGGAUUUGUGGGCAAAGCCCUCGUCGAGAAGAUCCUGCGAUCGGUUCCCGACGUGAAGACUGUCUUCUUGUUGUUGCGGCCAAAGAGCGGACAAACGGCCGAAAAGCGUUUGAAGCAAUUGCUGGCGAACUCCGUCUUUGACGCCAUUCGUCGUCUCGAUGGCCAACAGCUCGCGAAAGUGGUCGCCGUUUGCGGUGACGUCACUCACGAAGAGCUCGGACUCAACCCUCUCGACCGCCACGCCCUCCAAGACGCCGUUCACGUGGUCUUCAACUGCGCCGCGACCAUCCGUUUCGACGAACCGCUCAGACGCGCUCUUCAGCUGAACGUCGUUUCCGCUCAACGACUCCUCCGAUUGGUUCAGAGUUUCGCGCGAAUCGAGGCUGUCGUUCACGUGUCGACCGCGUACUGCACGCGCGACAAACGGGACGUCCGCGAGAGUGUGGAGGCGGAGGGCGUGUCCGUCGAGCGCCUAUUGGACGCCUCGGAGUGGUUGGAGGCGGAGCUUCUGGAGGGCGUGGCCAAACGCCAGCUCUUCGGCGAACGCCACUCCUCCUACCACUUCACCAAAUCGCUGGCAGAGGGCGUGUUCGCC
This is a messenger RNA of Oppiella nova, 713 nucleotides long. The record is from the annotation of a GenBank genome assembly. Lineage: Eukaryota; Metazoa; Arthropoda; Arachnida; Sarcoptiformes; Oppiidae.